UAAUGGUAUUUAAUCCUCAACUUAUUCACUGAACGUAAUGAGAUGUAGCAAAUUAUCAAGAAGGCAGUCCAACAAGGACGUGACAGUGAAAAAUAUGUUGGGCAUAUAGUAGAACAAAGUGGCACAUAUUUUCAUAUACAUUCAUAUAGUCAAAAUCUGGUGAAUAUAAAGUGUCAACUUUAUUCUUGGAUUAGCGUUUAAUGCAAUUUAAAGCUGGAAGCUGAAUUAUCUCCCAGUGUGGUCGGGCAACAACUACUGACGUGUCACCAGUAGUAGUCGUCUCAUCUCCUUUGCAUGGAUCGACGGAAAGAUGUAAUUUAGAGAUGACGAGAUGAGGGUUUCCUAAAUUUAGUAAGAGUGUGUGUACGAUGUUGGAAAUAUGAACACAUGUUUUCUGAUAUCAAUCACCUUCUCAAGAUGUUCUAAAUAAAUGCCGUGUGGGUCUUUUUUAUGAACGAAAUGUUUCAUAUUUUCUCAGUUUAACACUUCAAUGAAGCAAAUUGCCAGCUCUGCUUACUUUUGUAUCUUCCUUGCACGUAUGUAAAUAUAGUCUACAGGCUUCCUCGCAUUCCCAUGAAACGGGAUUCAAAUAAUCAGUUACAUGCUGUUAGUUGCUGCCUGCGUACAAUGUGUGGCCGAAAUGGCGACAACAAACGGGUCUGUUAAUAUGAGCAACUCCAAGCUGAGAAAAGUAGAGUGUCUCGUGUGUCAAAAAGUAGCUUAUCCUCCUGUUAUGCAAUGCAAAAAUUGGCAUUUGGUGUGCAAUCAAUGUCGACCGAGCCUCAGUUUAUGCCCGGACCCGGAUUGCCAAGAGGAGAUUAAUUGUGCAACGAGAAGUGGUGUCAGUGAAAAGUUUCUUGAAAAAUACGUCGUCCGAUGCAAAUACUUUAAAGAUGACGGAAAAGGUUGCAUGGAAGCGUGGUUUAAGGACGAUGAAGAAUGUUUAGCAGCUCACGAAGAAAUUUGCAUCUUGAGGGAAGUGAUAUGUCUGGUGCCUUGUUGCAGCCAAAGCGUCCAAUUAACCAAAAUACUUGAACAUUUUGAAAAUGUUCAUUUCAUGACUCCGAAUGCUAAUUCAAAUAUUGAAUACAACGUGUCGGAAAUCAUCAUGCAGAGAAAAUGCAUAGUCAAUGAAACUUGUGGAGAUAAAACCUACAAAAACAUCCCAUCGUAUCUUCGAGAAGGCGAAGAUGUAUUUCUAACAGUUUUCCGGAUCUCGUCACUACGUCAGCCAAUUUUCGAGUUGUCGACGGUGGUUUACCCGUAUUACGCCACUUCAAGCCCAACAGUAAACCACAGCUGUAAAAUCACAGCCGCUAACCAAGAAGAUUCUAAUGCAUACUACAAGUGGGAAGGCCCCAUGUCUCAAAUAUUUCCGUUGACACCAGUAUUAAAAGUGCAAGACGAAACAGCAAAGCUGAAAUGGGACGUGUGUAUUGAGAUUGUUAGAAAGUCUUAAUUUGAGAGUCUCAAAUAAAUCAGUGCCUGUCUGUUGAAUAUGAAG
Messenger RNA from Folsomia candida, 1504 nucleotides. RefSeq names its product putative E3 ubiquitin-protein ligase SINA-like 9. Gene Ontology annotation, molecular function: ubiquitin protein ligase activity; ubiquitin conjugating enzyme binding. Lineage: Eukaryota; Metazoa; Arthropoda; Collembola; Entomobryomorpha; Isotomidae. The coding region runs from base 602 to 1459 and encodes 285 amino acids. The transcript has 6 exons. The record is from RefSeq and is a predicted model, not a curated record. Gene Ontology annotation, biological process: proteasome-mediated ubiquitin-dependent protein catabolic process; multicellular organism development. Gene Ontology annotation, cellular component: cytoplasm.